This is a messenger RNA of Vitis vinifera (wine grape), 1296 nucleotides long. RefSeq names its product protein TAPETUM DETERMINANT 1. NCBI's taxonomy places the organism in Eukaryota, Viridiplantae, Streptophyta, Magnoliopsida, Vitales, Vitaceae. The transcript is spliced from 5 exons. The record is from RefSeq and is a predicted model, not a curated record. Gene Ontology annotation, biological process: cell fate determination. The coding region runs from base 430 to 936 and encodes 168 amino acids.
CGGACCCCAAACAUUCUCUUCAAAACAACUGGUAUUAACUCAGCCACUGCAGCCUCAGGAAAGAGAAAACGAAGACCCUGAAACCCUAAUCUUCUCUCUCUAUAAACGUUAUCUUUCUCCCGCUCUAGAUCAUUCACUGUUUCUCUCUUCUCUGAUUCUUCGAUCUUCUUUCACUUCGGGCGUCAAAGCGCUUUGGUUUCUUUGCAAAACUAGACGUCUACGAUUUUCCCGGAAUGUGUAUAAAGAUCUUGGUAAUCGAGACUAGACCAUCUCCAUCACUUCUUUUCUGCGCUGAGCUCUCACCGUGCCUCUUUCUAUGGCGGUUUAGGGUUCUGAAACUCAAGCUCACAAUAUCAACAAGGGUGUCUGUUUUUCAUUUCGCUUGCAAAAGCUAGAUUCACCAGCAAUUUUUUGUGUUUCUUCUCAAGGAUGAGAGCUUUCUCCAAUCGGCCAUUCUCUGUAGUUGCGGCUACAUUCCUGUUCUUUCUGGUGCUUCUGCUUGCGUCUCAUACAGCUUUGCAACACGGCAAUGGUUCCGAGAAGUCAAGGCUGAUGGGAUACAUCACUCUCUCUGUCCCUCAUCGCAAGCUUCUUCAUCGUGCGCUGGUGGAACCGAACCGAAUAUGGGGAGAGAAAUGUUCCAAGGCUGAUAUAGUGAUCAACCAGGGCCCCACGUCUCCACUCCCUAGCGGCAUACCCACCUACACCGUUGAGAUCAUGAACGUGUGCUUCACCGGCUGUGACAUCUCCGGCAUCCACCUCAGCUGCGGAUGGUUCAGCUCCGCUCGCCUCAUCAACCCUCGAAUCUUCAAGCGCCUCCGCUACGACGACUGCCUCGUCAACGACGGCAGACCCCUCACCAACGGUGGAACACUGUCGUUUCAGUACGCCAACACCUUUCCUUACCCACUCUCUGUCUCCUCCGUUGUCUGCUGAUAUUAAUAACCACACCUCCAUGCAAUAAACGACAACCAUAUAAAGAACUCGAAGCAGGACUUGCUCCUCCUUUUUUGUCUUCCGGCUCUGCUUUUGCUUUAUAUAGUUCGUUUCUCUUUCUUCUUUGCCUUUUACGCAUUUUUUGAGCUGGGGAUGGUUCCACAUACUCACACAUUGUAAAACUUCCAUUCCAGGGUGAUGAUUUCAAUUUUUGGGUGUUUGUAUAUAUACUGCUUGCUUCUUGUACGUCUGCCAGCAACGCGAGUUUCUAACUGUGAUUAGAGGAAUGUUCUUUGCUUUCUUAGUUUGUUCUUCUUGAUGAAUUGAAUACAUCUGAGAGAUGAUUCUUGCUUCUGAUAA